CAUUUAGAAAAAGCCAACUGGGGCCAUGUCUGGACGCAUUUGCCAAUGGCAGCGGGCCAAGCUGCCACGGCAGCCAGCUGGACAUUUUUUUUCACUCAACUUUAAUAGCCCCGAUCAGCCGUGGUUCGCCGAUCACGGCACCUUAUUGACAUGAUAUCUGCGGCUCAAUGGAACCGCAGUACCAUAGUAUUGUUAAAUCAGUAAUUAUCUUUGUUACUGUUUUGGCAUUACGUUGUCCCCAUAGACUCGGAUGGUGUGAUUACCAAUUUUCAGUGCCUCUGUUGCGCGAGUCGCUACAGCUUCCUUUGCUGUCUCAAUGAAUGCAGUCUAGAGACGGUAAGUGCCAUGAGCGCUGGUCAUUCAUUACUCAACUCGGAAACCAACUCCGGCUCCGACUGAGCUUGGAUCCCAUGCAGUACGAAGUGGUGGUGGAUACUAUUUCUGUUCCUCUGCUUCUCACACAGCCUGCCUUUCAUCGCCUUCCGAGUCAUGGAAGUCUGCGCAAGCACCACCUCAGCCAUCACGCCUUUUCCGAUGUCUCACCUGCAUCAAUACCAAGCUUUGUCAUUUGUGAGGAUCGCUGGUCAGAGUUUUUCAGCAAGUGGACUCGGGCAGAUCAACCGAGCGGUCAUGUUGAGUCCUUUUCCCCGAGAAUACGGAAUGAUUUUUUGACACGACAUUGGUUUGUUGUCACCAGGCAGAAGUAUAAUACUUUACCUCCAGCCAGCC
This is a messenger RNA of Aspergillus welwitschiae, 729 nucleotides long. RefSeq lists its product as uncharacterized. The record is from RefSeq and is a predicted model, not a curated record. The transcript has a single exon. Bases 490 to 672 code for a protein of 60 amino acids. NCBI's taxonomy places the organism in Eukaryota, Fungi, Ascomycota, Eurotiomycetes, Eurotiales, Aspergillaceae.